AUGACAAGUAUGGGAAGGGAAUUUCUGCUAUCGAGAAUACAGUAUCGUGAUAUUUAUCGUUCACAGUAUUAUUUGCCGUUAUUGGAAACAGUAAUAAGGGAUAUGGUUUUAUACUUAGAGAAUGUGGGUUGUAUUAAUAUCGACCAUGUCCUUUUUGAUUUAAUACAAACAAUCGCAAAUGAGUUAGAUGAUAUGAUAUUACCGACUGUUGUCUAUGAAAUACAUUCACACAAAGGUCGAUUAAGCGGUGAAACAGCAAUGGAUCGAUAUAAAAAUUUUUUUUUUGAUCAUUCAGCACAAACAUGGGCGUCAACAUCCCGAACUAUUGUAAAAAAACACAAGUUUUUAUUUGAUAUGAUGAAUGGCUAUUGUCAUUCAACAAUUGAUAAUGUUAAAUACUGUUUAAAUUGUUUAAAAAAUGAUAAAACUGAUAUUUAUCAAAAACUGCUAAUUUGUGCUGAAAUCAAUGAACUUUGUAAAGUUACAUUAUCUGGUUCAGAUCGUCACCGAAAUGGUCAAACAGUGUUAUUUUUAUCGUUCAACAAUCAACAAAAGUUAGUUUAUAAGAAUAGUAAUUCAUCAAUUGAUAAAACGUUUGAGUUAUUUAUAAAUAAAUUAAAUUUAUUACCACCUUAUGAUAUAAAAAUUCGAAAUUAUUUAACAAAAGAUGGUUAUACAUGGUAUGAAUAUUUAAAACAUGAAUCAUGUCAAACAGAACAAGAAUUAAAACAUUAUUAUAUAAGAUCAGGUAGUUUAUUAGCUAUUGUUGAUUUAUUAAAUUUUACUGAUGGUCAUUGUCAAAAUUUAUUAGCUUAUGGCCAAUAUCCAAUUCUAUUAGAUUUAGAAACAUUAUAUCAUAAUUUUCAAUGUAAUGGUAGUCAGUCAAAUGAUGAACGAAGUAUUAUUUAUACCGGAUUAAUUGAUAGACAAGAAGAUUAUGAAAAAAAUGAUAGAAAUGAAAGUCGGUCAGCAUUUCAGACGACUGGACUAAUGGUUGAAACAUUUCAACCACUUGUAUUUAAUGAUCAUACAGAUGAAAUUAAACUAUUUUUCGUAAAUACUAAAAAUAGUCCAUUAUCCAUAGAUCAAUGUACCAGUGGUCCACGUUACAUGCUACUACAAAAUUCACCAUGUUUUAACGGUCAAACAUACACAAUUCAUAGCUAUUUAAAUGACUUUAUUCAUGGAUAUAAAUACACAUACAGUCAUAUUGAACAGAGAAAGGACCAAUUACUAGACAAUAGUAAUCAAUUUUGGUUUGAAUUAAAUCAGCUAUUAUCCACCAGACAAAUAAUGCGUUCAACGUUGUUCUAUUCCAUGCUAAUUCGACAUUUACAACAACCACAUUUAGCUUUGUCAAAAGCUAUGGCUCAAGAUUAUUUAUUUAAAUAUCUUUCAAAACAUUCAUCAAAUGUAAAUCCAAAUAUAUUAGAAUAUGAAAUAAAUGAAUUGUUAAAAUUAAAUAUACCAUAUUUUACUCAACAACCUAAUAGUCAACAAUUAUUUGACGGUAAUGGACAAAUGUUUGAAAAGUUUUUUAUUUCCUCAUCAAUAGAACAAAUACGUUCAAAUAUCCAAAAUAUGAAUGAGAGAUACUGUUUAAGACAAAUUGAAAUACUAUGUGAUGCUUCAAAACAAACUAUGACUAAAUCUGGUAGUAAAUGUUAUGUUUGUUUAACAGCAGCAACGGAAUAUUGA
Molecule: messenger RNA, 1698 nt
Organism: Didymodactylos carnosus
Lineage: Eukaryota; Metazoa; Rotifera; Eurotatoria; Philodinida; Philodinidae
Source: the annotation of a GenBank genome assembly